UCAUAUCCUAUUGCUGAGUCAUAUCCUAUUGCCAAGAAGUCAUAUCCUAUUGCCGAAUCAUAUCCAAUUGCCGAGUCAUAUCCUAUUGCCAAGAAGUCAUAUCCUAUUGCCGAAUCAUAUCCAAUUGCCGAGUCAUAUCCAAUUGCUGAGAGGUCAUAUCCUAUUGCUGAGUCAUAUCCUAUUGCUGAGUCAUAUCCUAUUGCCAAGAAGUCAUAUCCUAUUGCCGAAUCAUAUCCUAUUGCUGAGUCAUAUCCUAUUGCCAAGAAGUCAUAUCCUAUUGCCGAGUCAUAUCCUAUUGCCGAGUCAUAUCCUAUUGCCGAGAGGUCAUAUCCUAUUGCCGAGUCAUAUCCUAUUGCUGAGUCAUAUCCUAUUGCCAAGAAGUCAUAUCCCAUUGCCGAGUCAUAUCCAAUUGCUGAGUCAUAUCCUAUUGCCGAGAGGUCAUAUCCUAUUGCUGAAUCAUAUCCUAUUGCUGAGUCAUAUCCUAUUGCCGAGUAA
Molecule: messenger RNA, 495 nt
Organism: Diversispora eburnea
Lineage: Eukaryota; Fungi; Glomeromycota; Glomeromycetes; Diversisporales; Diversisporaceae
Source: the annotation of a GenBank genome assembly